Molecule: messenger RNA, 1497 nt
Organism: Ambispora gerdemannii
Lineage: Eukaryota; Fungi; Glomeromycota; Glomeromycetes; Archaeosporales; Ambisporaceae
Source: the annotation of a GenBank genome assembly
AUGAAAUCUCUUCCUGCUGACCUUCUUCCCCACUUUCUUGAACCGUUACAAAAUGAUCGGGAAUCAUUAAAGAACUGCUUAUUUGUCAACCGUUUUUGGUGUCGUACUACUUCACGAAUAUUAUGGAGAAACCCAUUUGCUAUGCUUCCUAAAGUCGAUCCCAAUAGUGCAAGUUGGCAUUCUAAUAAUAAUCAGCGACAACAAAAAUCAGAAAAUAAAAUGAUAAAUCGUCAAAAAGAAAGAUUAAUUUUGACAUACACAAUGUGUUUAUUACCUGAAGAAAAAUCAGCAUUAUUGAAAAUUCUAUUACCGCUUAAAGAUCAUGUACUCCUGCAUCAAUUGAUUAAUAACUACAACUAUAGUCGAUAUUCGUCACGUCCGACAUUUCGAUAUGAGAGAUACUUGGAAACUUUAAAUGACACUUCAUUGUUCAGUGCCAUUAAAGCCACUUUCGAGCCUUUGAAUAGACGGGGAAAAUCGACAACAUGCGAAGAAAUUCAAACAUUUCAAAUAUUCAUGAAAAUGUUUAUUACUCGGGCAACAAAGUUCCGACAAAUUGGUCUAGAAACAAUAUUUACAAAGAAUCCCUUAUUCGUAAAUGCGGCUGAUGACAUAAUGCAAACGAUCUCACGACGUCAAAAGAAAAUUCACUCAAUUUCUUUAUUGUUCAAACAACAACAACCGCUGCAAAACUACUACAUCCUUAAUAACAACAGCCGCAUUAACGCCAUAAAUUUUGAAAGAAAAGGAACAAUAAUAAAUUUGGAUAGUAUCAUCACAUUAAUUAAAUCACAGCGGAAUUUAGAAAAUUUUUGGAUAGAGUCUGCACGUGAUGACGAUUUAACGCAAGUUUUGGUUGCAUUACGACAACAUCAUUCGCGUACUUUACAGACAUUGUUAUUUUCAAAAUGCUCGUUUUCGCGGUUGGUUCCGGCUGAUUACUUUGCAGCUUUUGUGAAUUUGCGAGAGUUGGUAUUUUCGGAAUCGGAUGGCGUGCGUGGAAUUGAGAGUAUCUGGAAAGAAGGCUUCAAGAGUUUUGCCAUUCAAUUCUUAAUAAGGAUUCAGAGAUAUUCCAAUAAUGAAACGAUUGAAACCACCGAUGGUGAUAAAUUAAAAAACGUAAUAAUGGCUCAAAAUGAACUCGAAUGGCUAGAAUUGAGUUUGUUAGCUUCCACUACUAUCAGUAGUGGUCUUCAAUCUUCGUCUCACAUAUUCGGCGCCAUUCGAUUUUACAAGAUUAAUCGAUCGCUAUUCCGAACCUGCGAAAUUUUUAUGAAAUUAGAAUUUCUAGUGAUUGGAGGAACAUUCGGACAAAUGCCACUAGCAUUCAUCAAGCAUAUAAUCGAAAAAAGAAUAGCCAUGGUUGCGGAAUUACUACCUUUUACACUUAUACACGCUCAGCAUUUACGAGCUCUAGAGCUAAACUUAGAGCAGCUUUCCUCUUUACUAGAACCUUCGAGCUGUCGACUUUUAUACUUUAAUUAUAACGAUAGGUGA